Molecule: messenger RNA, 1820 nt
Organism: Planococcus citri (citrus mealybug)
Lineage: Eukaryota; Metazoa; Arthropoda; Insecta; Hemiptera; Pseudococcidae
Exons: 2
Coding region: 695-1615 (306 amino acids)
Molecular function (GO): zinc ion binding; nucleic acid binding
Source: RefSeq, a predicted model, not a curated record
UAGGUGCUGCUCUCUUCGGUGCGCACCAAAAUACACUUCACACUCCUCGUUUUGUACCAGGCAUCCCGAAUCUUGCUAGCAUCCCACCGUUCAGAGGAUUAACGGUUCAGUCGGACUAAUAUAACGAUUGAAAAAUAAUCCUUCUUUUUCAAUCAACUUACUUUUACCUCUUUUUAAUUAAAAUUACCUCGAUAUCUCGUAUUUCUCGCUCUAAAGCUGACAUCAAUCGUUAUACUCAGUUUGAGUCUUGAAAAACUCGAUUUUUUUUGUAUUUUGUUUAAAUAUUUAAAUACUUAGCAUCUUGGAUCUCGAAGUAUCAUGGCGAACACCACGCUUUAACGUAAAGUAACGUACAUCUAGAAUCGCAGAAAAUUCGAAUAAAAUAAAGUAAUAAAAUAAACUUACUAUAAAAUCUUGUUAAUUUAUUUUAUUUCCUGUGAAAAAGCAAUAAAUAUCUCAGCAAUGACGCGAUCCGCUAGGAAUGGAAACCCUUCAAAUGGAGAUGAUAAAUCCGAUAAAACUCCUGAAAACCCUGUGGUAAUUACCCCCCGAAAUCCAGCAACUCAUAAACGAACAAGUCCAACAACAGCUACUAAACCUGCUUAAAGGUAAUUUAUCAAAUUUAUCGUCCGAGCAACAAGCGUUUGUAGACGCAGAUAAAGCUUAUAUUACGCCAACAUUCGCCAUACGUCAAAUGCAGGAGCACGAAAAGUUGCAAGGGCACCGUAACUUUCGAACAUGGAAAAGUAUGGUGGAGUUAGAUUUGAGAGCUCUGAAUCUAUUACCGUUUAUAACCUCCAGAUGUGGAGAGGACAUUUUCGUCUCACCAUCUAGGCGCGUCACUCUGGAUGCACAGGCGCUUCAGUAUGUAAGAGCAUCAGUGGGAAAAUCUGUUCAAAGUAGGCUAAAUGAUGUGCACACGGCAUUCGACGCAUACGAGGCAUUAUGCAAAAUGUUUGAUACAAAUAAGAUUAUGCAGUACGUAGAUCUGCAUAAUGCGUUCGUGCGCCUAAGAUUCCGGCCUCAUUUUGAUGCAUCCAGGUUUAUUUCCGACUUCGAUCAACUAAUUACAGAAUACGAAUCAAUGAUUGGGAUUAAAUUUCCCGAAUUAUACGUUUCCACAAUGUUCCUACAGAAGAUUGAUGGCAUUUACGAUGCGAAUUCGCCAUACUCUACCUUUUAUUCCACGAUCGUUUCAUUACCUGAUGAAACUGCAACACUUGAAUACAUUAAAGAACGUUUUUCUCGAUUAGCUCAGUCCACUAAGAAAUCAACUCCGAACCAAACUGCCACGAAUUCAUCAACCAAUAAACCAACCAAUUUGACCUCGAAACAACCACCAAAACGUCCGCAUUCGUCUGAUAAACCUGAAACCGAUCAACCAAAAGUAAAAACCAUGAAAUCGAAGUAUACGACCGAACAAAUUGAGCAGUUGAAGAAAAUGUCGAGUGCAGAGAAAGCUGCCAUCCGAUGCGGAAAAUGCAGCGAUUACUUUCAUAAGGAAGCUGAUUGCAAAAAUUCUGGUCGUCGGUGCUACAACUGUGAUGUUUACGGGCAUGAGGCGAAAAACUGCACACAGAAAAAGAAAGAGAAAGGUAAAACUAAUACUGAAUAAAAAUAAAGAAGACGAAAAUCUCGAAUCCUGAUCAAAACAGACUGACUGAUAAGACUACUUGCUACUCACUCACGUAUUCGAAGAUUAUCCUGUAUAAUAAUUUACUUUAGUAUUAAUACUUGUCUUUAAAGUAUGACUGAUUUAUUCGUAUUUUUAUACUCGUAUCAUAUCGUAUCACUUUAAUAAAUCUUCUUAUUCUGAUCUA